Molecule: messenger RNA, 1292 nt
Organism: Bolinopsis microptera
Lineage: Eukaryota; Metazoa; Ctenophora; Tentaculata; Lobata; Bolinopsidae
Product: Golgi SNAP receptor complex member 2-like
Exons: 5
Coding region: 42-680 (212 amino acids)
Biological process (GO): vesicle fusion; vesicle-mediated transport
Cellular component (GO): ER to Golgi transport vesicle membrane; endoplasmic reticulum membrane; Golgi apparatus
Molecular function (GO): SNARE binding; SNAP receptor activity
Source: RefSeq, a predicted model, not a curated record
GCCUGUAAAAAUUAGAUUUUCAUCAUCAUAUAUUAACAGCCAUGAGUGAAAUAGAGAGGUUGAUGCCAGUUUCAUACCGGCGUCUGCUUGAACUGCAACAGCUAGUUGAGGCAUAUGGCAAAGGAGAUGCCACGGUAAUGAGUCAAAUCAUUGGACUUCAGGAACAGCUGUCAGGAGACUGUGAGAGACUGGAUAUACUUGUUAGAAAGGAACCUGCUCACCGUCGACACAACUCCAAGUACAGAUACGACCAGUUAAUGCACGAAAGUAGAGCACUGAAUACAGCACUUCAGAAGUACAGAACCCAGUUCAGUGCACAUGAGAGGCAGAAAACGGAGAGGGAGGAGUUACUGGGCAAACAGUUCACUGCUAAUGAUAACUCAGACACAAUAUUAGCACUAGACGCAGCUUUGUCAUUUAACGAUAAAGUGAGUCACUCCAACAGAGGAAUGGACAGGAUGCUUGAUACAGGAGCUCAGGCUCUCAAACAACUCCGUGAUCAGCGCUCAACUUUAGGGGCUAUCAAGAACCGCAUGGCAGGAAUAGCCAACACUCUCGGUCUCUCCACAACAGUAAUGAAACUAGUAGAGCGGCGAUCAGCUCACGAUCAGUACUUGUUUUAUAUCGGCUGUUUUGUGACUCUUACUGUAAUGUUUUUGUUGUUGUAUUACGUGCUUUGAGCCCACAAUCCUGGGGUUUUUAGUUUAUUAGUGAUGUUAGUGAUUAGCUAAUUAGUGAUUAUACAGUUAAUUCUUUAAUUGUAGGGCGGGUAGAUUAGAAGAUAGUAUGAUAUUUAUAGAAGUUGAUAAGCUUGACUGUGUGUGCUAUUAUCUAUUUGUCCAUUUUUACUGUUCUUUGUAUCAUUCAGAUUAUUCCCCCUUAAAUAAAUGUUAUUCAAUCGCAGUGUAUGUUCAGCUUCGUUCAAUUUUUGUUCAUUUAUAGUGGAAACCGGAAGAAAACUUUGACAGAUUCUUAGCUACAAGAUGAAGGGUUGUGCAGUACAUGUGUACAUGAAACUACGGCUGUUUUUAAAAUAAAAUAGAAGUUAAUCAAUCAGUGCACAAUAACAAAGAUCGAAUUUAAGUUUAUUAAAGCUAAAAUUUGAUGCCAUGAAAGGUUCUAUAUAAUAUUAUAUUAUAUGAAGUUUAACGUGAAAUUUGCAGAUAAAGCUGUUUUAAAUGUAAAUAAUAUCGUUUAUGUUUAAUUGAUAUAUUAUUUGAUUGUGACGUUGAAUCUUGAGAUUUCAGAACAGUGUUUUGUUUCAGCAUUACAUUGAACAUUGUCAAUCUGAA